Messenger RNA from Priapulus caudatus, 2014 nucleotides. Its product is annotated as E3 ubiquitin-protein ligase TRIM56-like. Gene Ontology annotation, cellular component: nucleoplasm; chromatin. The transcript is spliced from 3 exons. Bases 395 to 2014 code for a protein of 539 amino acids. Gene Ontology annotation, biological process: positive regulation of DNA-templated transcription. Lineage: Eukaryota; Metazoa; Priapulida; Priapulimorpha; Priapulimorphida; Priapulidae. The record is from RefSeq and is a predicted model, not a curated record. Gene Ontology annotation, molecular function: zinc ion binding; ubiquitin-protein transferase activity.
CUCAGAGUUGUUGGUGGCACGCGCCGUGAUCCUACCUGAUGCGCCUACUACUGCACGGGCGCAUCCACAUUGUUUCUCCAUUCGAGGAGAGGACGCCGGAGAAAGAUUCAGCCUAGACAGGUGAUAUUGACCUAUAUGACGUCAGCUCGUAGCAUCACCCGGUGACCUCAGUUCGACGCGUAACACUGUGACGUCAUCUGAAAGGGCGUACACGUGGUAAAAUUUCCGGAUAGUGUCGCUCUCCUGCUUACAUCUAAUCACGCAAGCGUCACGCUAACACGGCAUCACGCUACCGGAUGAAUUAAGUUCACGCGACCGCUCAGAAACACGCGCGUGAAUCGCGGCGCGUGACUGCGCACCGCGUCGCGUCACCGACGACCAAGCUUUUCCCAAGAUGGCGUCGCUGGCGAGCGUCAAGCUGACGCAGGAGAUCAUGGAGGAGUUUCUAACGUGCAAGCUCUGCUACCAGCAGUUCGUGUCGCCAAAGUGUCUCACCUGUCUGCACACGUUCUGUCAGAUGUGCCUCGACAAGCAGGUCGCCACCAUGCGUCGGCCAGUCUAUGGCAGCUACGUCGACCUGCCAUGUCCGAUCUGCCGGAAGCACACGACUCUGCCGACAGGCGGCGUGCGAAACCUACCGGACAACUUCAUGGUGACGAAUCUGAAGGAGGCCGUCGGCAAGCGGUCGGCCGGAAAACUACCGUUCUGCGAAUUCUGCCGAGCGUUGAGCAAAAAGAUCGUCGACGCCGUCGCCAAGUGUCUCGACUGCAACAAGCAGAUGUGCGUCGCGUGCACGCAGGCGCACCGCGAGAUGCGACUAACGAAAGCGCACACGGUGUGCGACACGGACACGGAGAAAGAUAUCGAGUGUAAGGCGCACAGCGACGAGCAGGUCAGGUUCUACUGCCAGCCUUGCGACCAGCUUGUCUGCAUCCUCUGCACGUUUGAAGAUCAUGCCGGACAUGACAUCAAUGACAUGAAGGAAGGCGCCGACAAAAUGAAAGAAGGCAUCACCAAUCUUCUUGUCUCGUGCAAGCAGAAGGCGGACGAGUUGAAGCAGCAGCUAGAUGCGAUGCACGACUGCUCGACGCACAUGCACGACACCGAACAGCGCAUUCACGCGUCGGCGCGUGACGUCAUCGCUGCCGUGCGCGGCCGCGAGAGGGAGCUGGUGCACGAGCUGCACGCGGCGUACGGCGACGACACGAUCGAGUUUCUGGAGUCGCGCGCCGACGUCAAGUCGCGCCACGACGGCCUCGUCAAGAACCUGCGCCUCGCCGAGUCGCUGCGCGAGAAGGAGGUCGAGUUCCUCUUUGUGAAGAAGGAGCUCGAAGAGAAGCUGGGUCAGCUGGCUGGGGUCAAGGUCAGGUCGAUGCCCGACAACGUCACCAAGCAGUUCGACUUUCUGCAAGGUCCCGUCGAGCUGGGAUCAAUCAGCGAGCCAGCUGCCGACGACGACGUCGAUGACGACGAUGACGACGACGAUGACGAUGCCAAUAGCGACGAGCAGCCGACGAUGGUCGAGACGUGCGAUAAGUGCGUCGGCACGGCGGCGACGCUGACGCUGACGCAAGCCGCGCAGACGCAGCUAUCGCAGCGCGACGUCAAGUUCGUGCCGCUCGACGACGCGAGCGCGGCGACGCAGACGCCGACGCUGCCGACGUGCGACGCGUCGACGCAGCUGCCCAACGAGAAACAGCAGAAGGUGCACGUGACCGAGCAGCAGGGCAUCGCCAUCUUGCCCAAUGGCGACCUCGUCAUCAUCGACACGGAGGAGAACCGACUGGCGAUCAUGGACAAACGCGGCAGAUUCCGCUACACAUUCGACAACGAACAGCUGACGCUGCCGGACAAGCUGCAGCUGGGCAAGCUGAGAGACUUCCAGAAGGAUACCGACCAGCACAUACGCAUCUACACGCCCUACGGACACCUACUCAGCUGCUACGAGGACGAGGUGAUCACGUGCCUGCCGCUCGGUACUAGGUUCGAAAAGAAGGAGAUGUUUCGACAGUAG